This is a messenger RNA of Paramuricea clavata, 3857 nucleotides long. The record is from the annotation of a GenBank genome assembly. NCBI's taxonomy places the organism in Eukaryota, Metazoa, Cnidaria, Anthozoa, Malacalcyonacea, Plexauridae.
AUGGCAAACAGCAAUCACAGGGUAGCAAGAGAAUUUUGGGAACCAACAACGGAGGUAAGAAUGGCCGUAAAUCAGAACAGACCCUUUGUGUAGGAAAAACACAUUCAUUAUGUUACAUUUAACAAUUAUUCACUGAAGGUGAGGUGAUUAUCGGGGAAUAUUCGCCGAGACGAAGUCGAGGUGAAUAUUCCCCGAUAAUCACCGAGCCUGAGGCGAAUAAUUGUUUUAGUAUUUUUACACAAGCUUUCGUGUUUUUUUUGAGACUGAAUUUAUUUUAAUUUUGCUUAUUUCUGCCAUUUUGAAAAUUUCUGUUUUGUUCAUAUUCACCUGUAGGUGAAUAUAACAGCUUAUUACGUCAAAUUUGACCAAUCAACGUGUAGGAUUUGUUAUGUUCACUUGCGCAAAAAUACUAAUAAUUAAUAUUAACCACUACAGGAAGAGCUUGAAAGAUAUGGCAUAGACUGGAAUGGACCAGCACCUUCACAAGAGUGGGGAACUUUAGAAGAAACGGAAGGACAAGGCAUCAUUGUUCCUAAUGUUAUACAACCAUUCACAGAUGAAUUCUUUAAUGAAGAAUUGAGGCACAUUAUUGAUGUGAGAGAGCCCUAAGAGAACUUUGGUGUAGGGCUAUAUGAAAAUGUACUUGAAUUUGUAUUAAACUAUGAAUACUGAGGCUGCACAGUGACUAUCCUAACUAUUAAACAUGCUAUACUGUAUUAAUGUUUUGAUUGCUUCAUACAAAAGCUAUUGUUGAUUCAGACGACAAAAAAUGCUCAGAGAUUGUUGAAAAUGUUGCUACCUUUUGAACAAUAUUAUUCUUUUCUAUUUUGGGGUGGGGGAAUAUGCUGGCAAUUGUUUCUGAACUGAAAAUCCGGUUCACAACCCUCAAUUACCUGGCAAUAUAUAUGUACAGAUCUUUCUUCAAACCACAUUAUACAUAUAUAUAUAUAUAUAUAUAUAUAUAUAUAUAUAUAUAUAUAUAUAUAUAUAUAUAUAUAUAUAUAUAUAUAUAUAUAUAUAUAUAUAUAUAUAUAUAUAUAUAUAUAUAUAUAUAUAUAUAUAUAUAUAUAGUUUUUCGUUUUACCUCAAAAAACCACAACAGUCUGUUUCAUCCGUAUAGGAAUCAUCUGAUGAUUCCUAUACGGAUGAAACAGACUGUUGUGGUUUUUUGAGGUAAAACGAAAAACUAUAUUACGCUCUAUCUAUAUGGUAUUGAGCACUGUUUGUGUUUCGUAAACCAAAAUCUUAAGCUAUAUAUAUAUAUAUAUAUAUAUAUAUAUAUAUUAUAUAUAUAUAUAUAUAUAUAUAUAUAUAUAUAUAUAUAUAUAUAUAUAUAUAUAUAUAUAUAUAUAUAUAUAUAUAUAUUAACCCAUUGACUGACAUCAAUCUUUAAUCAAAACACAUAUAUUAACCAUUAAAAUUCUAAUUCCAUUGAGAAUCUGGUCUUGAACAGAGUAAACUACAUACUGAAAGAAGCUGCGUUGCCACUCAUUAAUGGGUUACCAGGAAUUUGAAGAUAGAUUAAUACAGCAAAAGUAUGGUCUACAUUCAUUAAUACCAGCUACAGUACAUUAGGAGAAAUUGUUACCAAAUCUUACUGCAGAAACUUAAUGCAGUAAUCAAUCAACUUUAUUCUUUAACAAAUUUAAAUCUACAGCAAAAUGUGGAAUAUGCACAGAACAUUGCACAUAUAAUUGUCUUGUUGUAAAUUUAUCAAAAAUAUAAAUCUGAAAAGUGGAAACGUCUUAGUUUAUCAUGAUAACGAAACUCAAUAAUGUGUAGUACAGUUUGCUACAUUUCUAAAACCUGCCAUAACCUUGAGAACCCAGGGUUAUAGAUGACAUGCAAGCUUUUGCAAAUUUUUCAUAUGUCUCAUGUGUUGUUGAGAUGGUAACUCGAUUGAAACAACUGUCGCCUUCAAGUAGUGGUUUCUUUGGGUCAUUGGCGAACAUGACUUGUAAGUCAUCUUGCGGGUCAAACAGCAUUGAUCCUGUCAUAAAGAAUAUCAGUGAAGUCGCCAACGUAUAGCCAGUGUUCUCGUCUAAACAGAUGGGAUAUAGGUAGGAUGUCACACUAAUAUUACACUUAAUAUACCUUUGUAUACAGUUGGAUUAACUCAUUGAGUGGCAGCACUCUUCCACUGAAGAAUAAAAUUGUCUGGCGUUAGACAGAGUAAAAUAAUAAAGCGGGGCGCAUUGCCACUUGAUGAGUUAAAUUGUGGUUGAAAGACAAUGGAAUUGGAUAACAUACUGCAUCAAGUUUAUAUAGAUUUGCCUCAAUACAAAUCUAUAUGUAUAACUUUUUUAAUAUUUUUCAAUAUAUGGUCUCUUCAUUCUCUUGAGUAAUACGUUCCAAAAUUGAGAUGAUCUUAAUCGCUUACCUUUACACGACCCUUCUUGUCUAAUAAACUGUGUAAACCACUGCCAUGCUUGUUCUUCCUUUUCCCCACUAACUUCAAUUAUACAUUUUAAAUAUAUCCUGAAUAUUUCUUUAAUAUAGUUGUCUUGUUAUUUGUUCACUUUAAAGUAUAAUUCAAGACCAGAUAGUUGAGGCUAUAUCACUUGGCAUUGCAGCUAUGGAGUUGAAUGAUGAUUUUAAGAAUAACAUUUCAAAACAUGCUCAACUGUUAUAUUUGCUAUACGGCAGAAUACGUUAAACAACCGUGGUUCAGGAGUCUUUUAAAAGAUAAAAGCUCUGUGCACGUUGUGACUGACUAUUGUCUAAAAUAGCUUCAAAAACUCAUUAAUAAUUCAUGAGGAAAACACAAAGAAAAAUCAUAAACGUGUCGUAUCCUUGAUAUGUGAUAGAGAUUUGGACUAUGAUUGGAUAAUGGGUGAAGGUGCUAAUUACAAAACGUCAAUCAUCCUUAAUGGGCGAAAACAAAUUUGUCAUAGCCAAAUUGGGCAGGCGUUUCCUCUGUACCCGCCCGUCAGCUAAACGCCUGCUACGCAGGCUAGAAUACAUAUGGUUGCUGUGCUGAUUGUGAGAAAUGGGAAAACACCGACAAACGUUCAGCUGAGUAUAAGAAAUGGUAUGAAUCUAAGGGUUAUGUAGAAUGGAAGGAAAGUCAUGAGAGUGAGAAGGCCGAUUGUUUCCGGGUGACAAAGUUGGAUUGUGUUGGGCAUGUACAGAAAAGAAUGGGAACUCAUUCGCGGGAACUGAGGAAGAAAGUAACCAAGCCGAAGGAUGGGAAAUCGGUGAAGGGGAGCAAACAUCGACUGACAGACAAAGUGAUAGAUAAGCUCCAGACAUACUAUGCCAAUGCAAUCAGAGCAAAUGUCAAACCUGGGAAGCUAACUGCACAACAUCAAAAGGAGCAAAUAUCCAUCAUGCAACAGGCUAAAAUGGCAGUUCUAUACCAUUCAUGUGAACUUAUUGAUGACAAAGAGAGACACAAAUUUUGUCCAUCGGGACCAGAUAGUUGGUGCUCUCAUAAAAGAGAAGGAAAACUUCAGAGAAAGGACCAUCAUUUAGACGCAGUUUUCUUGGAGUUUCUGGUCCCUGAAUUCAAGCGUGUGAGUCAGUAUUCUCUUUUGCUUCGUUGCCUUCCCGGUUAUUCGCAGAAUGUCAACGAGAGCUUGAACAGUCUUGUGUGGAACCAUGCCCCUAAACACCGAUUUAAAGGGCCUCGAGUUAUUGAAAUUGCUGCUAUGUCAGCUGUGCUGGCCUUCAAUUGUGGUGUUGCAUCACGACAGGAUGUCAUGAAGGCUGCAAACAUCCCUGGUGGUGAGUUCACCCUGGAAGGCUGCAAGAAGAAAAAUGCGACAAGGAUGAGGCACUCUGUAAAGAAGGCAAAGUUGAAGAAAAAGGAAAGAAGGAGGAAAAUCAGAGAAGCCAAGCUUGCAGCAAACCAAUAG